Messenger RNA from Symbiodinium necroappetens, 2954 nucleotides. The record is from the annotation of a GenBank genome assembly. NCBI's taxonomy places the organism in Eukaryota, Dinophyceae, Suessiales, Symbiodiniaceae.
GCCGGCUCGUGGCCAAGCUCCACGGCGGCUACGAGGUCCUCGAGUUCAAUGCUUCCGAUGCACGUGGGCAAAAGAUUAUCCAGGAUAUGGCCUCCGGUAUUGCCGACAACCGAACCCUCAGCUUCGGCGAUGUGGGUGCAAAGAAGGUGCCGGCAUUGACCAAAAAGGCGAUCAUCAUCAUGGAUGAGGUGGACGGUAUGGGCGCCGGUGACCGGGGCGGCAUGGCCGCUUUGGGCAGGAUGAUCAAGAAGACGCGCAAUCCCAUCAUGUGCAUCUGCAACGAUUCCCACAGCCCGAAGGUUCGGUCUUUGGCGUUCAGCUGCUACGAUCUGAAGUUUUCCAGGCCGACCAAGAAUACAGUCGCGCAGCGCUGCGCGCAGAUUUCGGCUUCAACCGGUCUGCAGGUGGAGACGAAUGCUUUAGAGGCCCUGGCAGAGUCGUGUGGCAGUGAUAUGCGGAUGGUGCCUGCCCCACCAGCUGUCGUUCCGAUUUAUGUGGCACUUGCAAGCUGGCAGCCUUCCUCUGUGAACAUAAGCAUAGUUGACCGGUUUUGGGCAGCAGACGGCUCUACGAAGGUUGCCCACGGAUGCUUGACACAUCUUCAAAGUUGGUCCCGAGAGGAUUUGCGGCACUCUUUCGAGAACUUUCGAUCUGCCGGUGGUCAUGCGGUGAACUGCAGGCAGUUGGGGCAAAUUCUACGAAUCAGCAACUUCCACCUGACGAAGGACAUUUUUGACCUCCUGCUUGGGCCCGAACAUACGGAUCGCGGUCUUCUGGAUUUCUGGUCUGUCAUAGGUCCCAUGGUGGUGAUGUCUGGCCAGCACUACAUUUCCAGGGUCAGCUUCCUGUUCAGCAUCUUCGACAUGGAUGGAGAUGGCUGCCUCAAUGAGUCUGAGAUCAUUCUGGCCGUUCGCUCGGUGUUCUUCGGUCUGGCGCGGUUCUUUCCCAAAGCAAGUCUGCCGGACGGCAGACGACUGGAACACCUAGCUCAGGAGAUGUUCCAGCGUUUCGACGCAGAUGGCUCGGGGCUUGUGAGCAUUGGGGAGAUCGUGAAUUAUGCCUACCGAAGCGAGGGCCUGCUGCGGCUCUGUGAGCCUUUCCCCUCUCGCGAGAAGCAAGUACAUGAGGAGCCUGUCCACUUCAUCGGCUCGUCGGCCUCCAGAGGACAUAAGGCUCACGGACGGCUGGGGGAGCCGAGUCUCAGUCUGAGGCGUGACCUCCGCUUGGCUCCAGACCCUUCGCCGCCCCAAAGCCAGGGCUCCGCGAGCUCCAGCGCCAGGUCCCGUCACUAUGACAAACCCUGGCAGCGGGCAGCCAACCGGGACGGGCUAACGAAGGCCCAUGCAUGGGUUGCUUGGAUCUGCUUUCGGCUAUUUGCCGACAAGGAGAACCCUCGCAUCAUCCAUGCUACAGAGCUCAUGAAUCUUGUCAGCAGGGGGCGAGUCAAGGUCUUCCCCAUGAUCAAUGCAGCUGUUGAAGAAAGCCGGGACUUGGCGGAGAACAUUGCGAGCGAACAUGAUGAACUGGGCGCAGAUCGGCUGGUGGUGAGUGUGAGCCAGGCGAUGCUGGCCAAGGAUUUCGCUGAGCGACUGGAGAGGUUGAGUGGGCCGGGCACGAGUGGUGAAGCAGGCGAAGGAGGACUGGUCUCCAUGCGCAGCUUUCUGUGUUUGCUGUGGCCCAAAGCCAGUGACGGAGCCAUCGAAUGCUGCGUGCGAUGGUGCCAGAGCUUCCAUGCCCACCAGGUGCUGGCAUCCCUUCUCCGGCAGAAGCGCGCCUCCAUGCGACAAAGCAGGUUCUACCGGAAUAGCAUCGAAGAUCCGAUGGCAAUGCAGCGGGCGGCAAGCGGCCGGCAACCAGUCGCUGUUGUCGACAGCUUGAGCCGUGAGGACCUGCAGGUACUUUUUGAAGCAUUGGAUUUUGAUGGCAACGGCAAGCUCUCCGCCCGAGAGCUGUGCACACGAGGUGGGCUCAGCACCAGAGAUGCGCAGAAGCUUCUCCGAAUCUGGGACCAGGAUGCAGAUGGCGAGCUUACCAGCAAGGAGCUCUCAAGCGUGGUGCAGGCAGUUGACCCAGCCCUGAAGCAGCAGGUCAAGGGUUUCGCUUCCCUUUGGGGUGCAUGCUUAGAUUCCAGUUCUGUACACAGUGUAGGUGAUGCUCCCGGCUGCACAAACUGCCCGGGAGCCGCCUCGAAGUUUCCCGCGACAGCGAACUCGCAGAACGAGCACGCUGCCACCUCCUUCUCCCCGAGGAGUGCCGCCCGCUCUUCUUACCCGAGGAAGGCCCAGGCCGGGGAAGAGGUGAUGCUGCUCCACGGAGGCAGCGCCUUAGCGGUAGACUCCGGUGGGCUCUCAGGUUUGGGGCUGGGACCGGGCCAGGUGCUGAAUCAGCUGCAGAUGCUCACGAAGUCCGACGUCCACAUGGCAGAAGGUGUCAAAUACAUGGACAUGAAGGAGAAGAUGCGCCAGAUGAACAAGGAUCAGGCCAUCAUGCUGGGCCCUUUUGACGCUUGCAAGAAGCUGCUCACCCAUUCGGAGGGCGCUCGGCUUUCCUUCCGAGACCGGCUCGACUUGUUCUUCGUGGACCACUCUCUGAUGGGCCUCCUUGUCCAUGAGAACUACUUGAAUGCCAUUUCCAAGAAGCCGGUGAACAAUGAGUUGCUACAGCGGUGUGCCAACUCAGCCGACAUGAUGGCCGUCGGGGACAUCAUCGGCGCAAGGAUAAGGGAGCAUCAGGAGUGGAGCCUUCUUCCUGACUUGGGCAUCCUGUCUGCCGUCUAUCCUGCGUUUACGACCCAUGGGCUGCGUCCCCAGAACCCGCGAUCCCGAUCUGCUUCGAAGAUGCGGAGUAGGGCUUGGGGUGUUUCGGGUUUCAACUCUUCAAGUUUGGGUUCAGCGGGCUGCAGACUUGAGAUUAGGGCCUGGGGUUGCAUCUGUUACUCAUCGUUCUUGUCUUGA